UCCAGUCUCUGGUCCAGAACCGAUUCAGUUCUGCUCCUCUUUAGACAAAUGUGUCAUAUAUUCUUGGCCUGUUUAAAUGGAGCUUUUCCACUGAGACCUGAAAUCCGGGUCAGAACCAGCAGUCUCGAGUCCUGAGCCAGGACCAGACCAGAGCCUGGACUUAAACCAGACCAGAAAUAAGUGUCCUCAAUCCCUGUAUGUCAGAUGCCUUUCCAUUCUCCUGUAUCCCAGUGAGGCAGAUGCCCUCACAUCCUCCUGUAUCCCUGUGUGUAAGAUGCCCUCCCAUCCUCCUCCCUUCAGGUGCUGAUGGCAUCCCCUGAGUCCUCCCUGAUGGAGGACCAUAACCCAGAUUCUGAUCUAGAUCCAAGUCUGGACUCAGGUUUAGACCCCGGUCUGGACUUGGAGGACCCGUUCCGUAGCCUGCCCUCGUCAUGUGGGGGUUUCUUGCGCCUCUCUCGACCCUGUGUGUAUGUGUUUCCUGGGGGAAGGGGUGACUCGGCACUCCUCGGGGUCAGUGGGUACUCCCUGCUGGUGAACGGAGGAGACCAGAGGAAGUCCUGUUUCUGGAGGUUAGUCCGACACUUGGACCGGCUCGACGCAGUGCUGAUCACUCACACCGGUGCAGACAACCUCCCCGGAAUCAAUGGCUUUCUUCAGCGCAAAGUGGAGGAGCUCAGGGUCCAAGAGGAGCAGGGUCUUAACCAGCAGCCAGAACAGGACCAAGAGAAGAACCAGGACUGGAUCCAGAACCUGGUCUCCCCCGAGGUGGGACUGGUCUUCUGGAACCAGCCCGAGCGUCUGUGGUCCCUGGUCCGGUCUGGUUCUGGUCCGGUCAGGUCUCAGUCCGGUUCUGGUCCGGUUCGGUUUCGGCGCAGUGCGGAGGAGGCGGCUCUGACCCUGAGCCUGAUUGAACGUUUGGACUUGGAGGUUCUGCCUCUGACCCGCGGGCCUUCUCCAGAACCUGUGGUGCUGUUUAGUAAACUGGGCGUGGGCCGCCUGGACAUGUAUGUGCUGUGUCCAGAGGGGGGCAGCGCUGAGCUGGACUUUCUGCGGCACAGGUGGACCGGGUCAGGUUGUGCCCGGGGAGGGGUGAGGCAGCCCGAUGGGACGCGGGCACAGGUCCCGGUGCCCUUCCUGGCCUCGGGCGCCGUGCUGCUGGUCUGGACUCCGUUUGGAUCGGACCAGAGCCCUGUCCGGGUCCUGUUCCCCGGAAACGCUCCUCAGAGCCGAGUCCUAGAGGGUUUGCACCGGCUCCGGCACCUGGACUUCCUCAGGACUCCGACCGCGGCUCAGACCAAGAACAAGGAGGCCACUGGCUCCAAAACUUCAUCUACAACUGCCAGAACCUUCAGAACUGGACAAAAGACAGACUUGGGCCAAGAGAAGAUUCGGACCAAAGCACGGAGAGAUGAGAGCAGAGAGGACGCGAAGGAUACAAGGAAGGACACUAAAAAGGAUGUUAUGAAGCAUGCAAGAAAGGAUGCUAGAGGAGCAGGGAAGGAGACGAGUAAGGAGAAAUCCAAGGAGAGAUCCAAGGAGGCAUCCAAGGAAAGGAAGAAGGAGGUGAAAACUGUAAAGAAAAAAUCUGUGGUGGACAAGGAGGUUAUGAAAAAUGAGGAAAAGAAAGUGGCACCAAAACUCAGCUCUAAAACAGGAACUAAACUUGGUACCAAAACUGGGACUAAACCAGGAACUAAACCAGGAACUAAACCAGCGGCUAAACCUGUGACUAAACCAGAAUCUGCUGUCAAACUAGAGGAAGAGAAGGGUGUGAGGAAAAGAGGCAAGGAGAAAGGAGGCAUGGAGACCAAGAGGACUUUGAAAAAAUCUAAAAUAAAAUUGGAUGGAAGAGAAACCAAAGAACAAGGAGGAGUCCAGGAGAAAUACCUGGAGGAGGGUCUGGGGGAGGUUAUACCAGAGACCGAGGAAAAGGAGAUUGAAGCGAGAGAAGAUAAAUAUCUGGAGAAACAUUUGGAGGAGGUCUCACCACUCAGAGAAGAGAGAGGAGGAGAAGGAACCAGGAGAGAAGGAAUGGCAAAAGCGGGAAACUUGAAAGAAGAAAUUAUUAAACAACAACAAGGAGAGAGAGAGGGGCAGGAUAUUGAGGAGAUGAUCCAGGAGAAACAUCAGACUGUGGAGAAGGCGAUACCACACGGACAGAGAGAAGAGACAAUGAGAGAGAAGGCAGAAGAUACAGUCCAGGAGAAACAUCUGGAUUUACCACAAGCAGAGAAAGAGGAAUUAAUGAGAGAAGACAGAGAGGAGGAAGAGAAAGAGGAGAUGGUACAGGACAAACAUAAACCUCUGGAGAAGCAGAAACCAGAAGAAGAGAGAGAGGAGACAGUGAGCAAGGAGAGAGAAGAUACUGUCCAGGAGAAACAUCUGGAGAAACAUCUGGAGGAGGAAUCUGAGAAGGAGACAUCAGAGAAAGAGGAGACAGAGGAGGGAGAGAAGAAAGAAGAGAUGGUCCAGGAGAAACAUCUAGAGAAAGGGCUGGAGGAGGAGUUGGAGAAGGAUAUAAAAGAGAAAGAAGAGGAUAAAGAGGAGAUAGAGAGAGAGGAGACAGAAACUACUGUCCAGGAGAAACAUCUCACGGAGUCUAAACCAGAACUAAACGAGGACCAGACAAGAGUCCAGACCAAUCUACACCAGGACCAGACCAGGAUCGACCCAGAACUGUCUGAGAUCCAGGACUUAGAGACCAUUGCUGAUGAGGAGAUACCAGCACCAACUGAAGAACUUCAACAAGAACCUGACCAAGUGCCUAAACCAGAGACUGGACCAGAGACCAGACCAGAGACUGGUCUACUGACAAAGGAGGAACCCAGAGAAGAGCAGAGGGAAGCAGAGGAACUGAAAACAGAAACCAGCCCAGAUACAGAGAUGAAUUUGACAAAAGUGGAGCUCACAGAGCAGGAACUAAAAGAAAAACAUGAACACAGAGAAGCAGACAAGAGAGAAGAUCAGGAAUUUAAAGAUGAGGAAAAGAAGGGAAAGACAGGAGGAGAUGUGCUGUUGGAGACGUUUAAAGCUUCAUCAAAAGAAAAGAUCAAAGAAUCAAAAACGGCAGGAGACAAGACUGAGGCUGAGCUUAGAUCUGAACAAACAUCAUGGUCCAGAGAGGAGCAGAGAUCUGAAGGAGAAACCAGGAGAGACACACCUGCACCUGGAGAAGAAGAGACAGACUUGGAGAUGCAAACUGGAGUAGAGCAGGAGUUUAAAACUCAGGAGAGUGAGGAGGUGAGAGGAGCUGCAGAUACAGAAGCAGGAGACGACAGCCUGGAGAAAUCUCAAACUCAGACUGUGGAAUCUAAAAGUGAAAGAGACAAAAUGGAGGACCAAAAAUCAGGAACAUUUUACUCAGAUAAAUAUAAGACGCACACCAAAGAAUUUAAAGAUGAGGAAAAGAAAGUAACUAGUCCAGAGAUCAGUCCAGAGACCGGACCGGCAACCAGACCUGAUACCUGUCCAGAUAUCUGUCCAGAAACUAAACUAGAGACUAAACCAGAGACUAGUUCAGAGACCCAACCAGAGACCAAGCCAGAGUCUAUAAAUGAUGAUGGAGGAACAGAGGAGAGAGCUCAAACUGAAGUUAGGACCACAGGAGCAGAGAUGCAGGUAGGAGGAGACAAAUUAAAUGAUGAGACAGAUUCUAAGGAGCAGAAGCCUCUCAGUCCUGGGUCCAAACAAGAGAGGGACCAGUUCUAUGGAUUUGAACUGAAACCGGACCAAACUGCAGUAAAGCAGGAUUUUAUAGAAAGUGCAGAGGACACAAUGGAAGAUGAGGAGGAGGUUAAACCCAGAGACAAAGAUCAGGACUCACAGCCAAUAAAAACAACAUCUUUAAAGUUCUCAGAGAUAGAAGCAAGUGAAAUAAAGAAAAGAGAAAAGGAGACAGAGGAGAAGGGAGAGAGGGAGAGCGUUCAAUCCCAAAGCAGCUCUAAAGGACCUGAGCCGAGAGCAGAAACAGAUGAAGAAAACAUGAAGAAAAGAGAUGAAGGUGCAGAGGAGGACCAGGGAGAAAAGUAUUCCUCAUUGUCUUUCACUGAACAACUAACUAAAGAUUUACAAGGAAAAGAUACAAUAUCUCCUGCUGACAAAACUGUAGACAAAGGAGAAGUAAUGUCUGAAAAGGUUCAAAUGUCAGACCAAGAAGAGGCUGGGUCAAAAGUGAAGGGAGAAAGGGAGGAAGAGGAGGAGGGAGAGAAGCCAUUAUUGACUUUAGAACGCAAAACUGAAGGAGAUAUGAAGGAGGAAAGUAAAAAUAUCCAAGAUGGUGGUGCAAAGGAAGACCAAAAGGCUUUGUCCUCCUCUGCGGCUGCGAUUGAUGAGCAAACUGAAGCUUCAGGAGAGCCAUGUGGAUCAGAAAUCAUGUGUCCACCUUAUAAAACUGCAGACACAUGUUCUAAAACUCCAGGAGAAGUAUUUAAGAGAGGAGAUGGGGAAGAGGGAGAGGAGGAGGAAGGAAAGAUUAAGAUUGAGGAGGACCAGGACAGAAAGAAGGAGAGCGAAACCUCGAUAUCAGCUUUAGAACAAAAAAAUGAAGGAGACAUGGAGGAAGAGGAGCGAAUAGUAGGUCUGAAAACUGCAGAUGAUGAAGACGAGAUAGAAGAGAUGAGAAGAGACAGGAGAAGUUUGGAUCAAGGGUCAGUUCAGAAAAAUGAAAGAAAAGAAGAGUGUGAAGGAGGAGGAGACACAAGAAGAGCUGAGGAGAAGAUGAUGUCUAAAGAAGCAACAGCAGAAAGAGGAGAGAGCAUUUUAAAGAAGUCUGCGUCAGAGCAAGGACUGAAGCAGGAAAACAAAAUGGAGGAGGAGACCAAAGACACAGCUCCAACUGAAGCUGAGAGGACAAUUCACGAGAUCCAACUCAAAUCCAAAACUGAACCAGGAUCUAAAGAAGAGCAGAGCCAAGUGUUGGAGAAGGAGCGAGAAGAACAGAGCAGAGAACAUUCAGGGCCAUCUUCAGGCUGUGGUGAUGACUCAAUGAGAGGAACUGUGGAAGUGCCAAGUCUAAAGAUGCUUCAUGAUCAGACCAGAAUAAGUCCUGGACCAAAUGCUAAGAUCCUUCAAGACCAGACCCAAGAAAGUACAGAGAUCAUACAAGAAGAGACCAAAACAAGUCCAACUGAGAUGCACCAAGACCAGACCAGAGCAAGUCCAAGUUCUAAGAUCCUCCAAGACCAGAUCAGAGAAAGUCCAGAGAGUCUUCAAAACCAGACCAGAGAAAGUCCUGAUCCAAGUCCAACAGAGAGCCAACAAGACCAGACCAAAAGUCCUGGUCCAAGUACAAAGAUUCUUCAAGACCAGACCAGAACAAGUCCAACUGAGGUCUUUCAAGACCAGACCAAAGCAAGUCCUGGUCCAAGUGUUAAGAUCCUUCAAGACCAGACCAGACAGAGUCCAAGUACAACUGACAUGCUCCAAGACCAGUCCAGAACAAGUCCAAGUCCAACUGAGAUCCACCAAGACCAGACCAGAACAAGUCCAAGUCCAACUGAGAUCCUUCAGGUUCAGACCAGAGAAAGCCCAAGUCCAAAUCCUGAGAUCCAAACUGACCAAACAUCUGCAGAAGAUGGAGGAUCAGAUAGGAGAGAACCCUCAGUGAAAAACGAGUCUGCAGGUGCAAGCAGGAGGAGCAGUUUGUCCGACUGGGAACUGUUGCAGCGACCAGAGGACUGGAGUGAGUCCGAGGAUCAGGAUCUACAGAGGGACCAGGAACUAAACCAGGUCAGAUACCUUGAGAAAGUCCAGGAGAGCACCCUAGACCAACACCAACAGAACAACCAGGGUCAGGAGAAGAACCAGAAGAAACCAGAGGAAUAUUCAGGGUCUGAGGUUCAAAAGAAGAAAACAAAACAAGACCCAAUCCAAGACCAAGAUCAGAACCAGGACCAAAUCCAAACUCAGAACAAGGACCAAGAAAGAGUUCAAGACCGGGAUCUAAGCCAGGACCAAGAAAAAGUCCAAGACCAGGACCAAGACAAAGAUGAAAAGUCAAAACUGGAACUAGACCACAAUGGUUCUGCUGUGAAAGACAAGAACACAGAUAAAGGGGAACAAGUCAAACCUGGAACCAGAGACCAACACCAGACUCAUAAAUGUUCAGAGACAGAGGAGGGAGAAGAGGAUAGUCCAGAGUCCAGCGACGAAGAGGAGGAAGAGGAAAAGGGGAAGGGCCAGAAGUGUGCCCAGUUAGCCACAUUAGCAGUUAGCACAUCCUCCCAGAGUGAAUCUGAUUCAGACGUACCUCCAGAGACUGAAGACUGUCCCUCCACCACCGAGAAAGACCUAGAGUCUGAAGAAGACCAGGACCAAGACCAAGACCAGGACCAAGACCAGGUUCAAGACCAGGACCAAGACCAAAAGGAAACCAAUGAAGGCUCAGGAGAUCCUCCUUCCGACCCUUGUCUAGACCCUGUUCCGGGUCCAGUUAGAGACCCAGUCCCAUCAGAACCCCAUCCUGAAUCCUGCACAGUGGACCCUCAGAUCCAAACUGAGGCCAGGAGAAGGACUAGGACUAAACCCAAGAUCCAGGGAUCCAGGACAGAUCUCAGCCGAACCCGAUCUAGUUCUGAGAGAAGGUCUGGUUCUGAAGGUCCAGUCUAUGUGGACCUGGUCUAUGUACCAAACCACGGCAGCGCCAAAACCUCGGACCUGGAAUUCUUCAGACGAAUCCGGAGCUCAUACUACGUCAUCAGCGGCAACGAUCCCAAAAACCAUGAACCCAGUCGCUCUGUGCUGGACGCACUGCUGCAGGCCAAGGCUGAAUGGGAGCACAAUAUACAGGUGACUGUGAUCCCCACUGCAGACUCUGAAGUCCUCAGAGACUGGUACCAACAGAACCACCAAGUCCAAACGGACCUUAACAUUCUGGUUCUGGCCUCCAGCUCCACCGUCGUCAUGAGCAACGAGUCCUUCCCUGCCUGCAAGAUCCAGUUCUAGACUGGGACCAAACCAGGACUGAGCCAGGACUGAACCAAGACUAAACCAGGACUGAAUAAGGAUUAAACCAGGAUUGAGCCAGAACUAAACCAGGACUGAAUCCCAACUGAACCACUGCUAAACUACGACUGGACCGGGACUGAAUCAGGGACUUAACCAGGAACAAAAGCAGGACUGAACCAGGACUGAGCCAGGAACUAAACCAGGGCCCCACCCGGACCAAGACUGAACCAAGACCUAAACCAGAAACUAAACUAGGACUGAACCAAGAACUAAAUCAGGACUGAACCAGGAACUAAACCAACUAGACUAAAACAGACUGAUGCAUGCAAAAUCCAGUUGUUUAAAAAAAAGUUUGUUUGUGCCUUCAGCUUAAUAGGUUUACAUUGAACUGCUCCACCUGUCUGUGGGCUGUUGUACUGCAGCUGUAAAGCAAAAAAGACAUGGCACUUUAAAGGUUUAACCAAUCAGAGCAGAAUAUAUCUGACCUUUGGCCAAUCAUAUUCUAGCAUAACUUUCAAAGGUUUAACGAAAUCUUAACUGAUAUUUGUUUAAUAUAUUAUCUGUUUAACUGUUUAUCUUAUGCCAUUCCAUUUUGUCGUAUCCAGUUAAUGCUCACCGCUAAGUUGCUAGUAAGUUGCUGUGGUUCGAGUGCUGCGCUGUCUGAAAAGUGAAAUGCAUUGUAGGGAGUAGUAGUGAAGUGCAGAGAGAAUGUGUGCAGUGAAGUGCGGAUCAAAACAUUCUUAAGAAUUAUAACACUCUGCACACUUCACACAUAUGAAGUCCACAAGUGUGUUUUAUGUUUAGAAAUGUGUGUAUUAAGUCUUAAAUCAAAUAUUUUUGUUCAUAUGGAAUAAGUGUAAGAGUCUGGAGUGCUGAACCAAUUAGGGUGACCAGAUUUUCAAAACUGAAUACUGGAACACACCUGUAUUGGAAUGGUUGGUAUAAAUAAAAUUAUGUAAAGAGCG
Messenger RNA from Boleophthalmus pectinirostris (great blue-spotted mudskipper), 7910 nucleotides. Its product is annotated as microtubule-associated protein 1A-like. The record is from RefSeq and is a predicted model, not a curated record. Gene Ontology annotation, cellular component: neuronal cell body; cytosol; microtubule associated complex. Gene Ontology annotation, biological process: regulation of microtubule depolymerization; microtubule cytoskeleton organization; axonogenesis. Lineage: Eukaryota; Metazoa; Chordata; Actinopteri; Gobiiformes; Gobiidae. Bases 307 to 6942 code for a protein of 2211 amino acids. Gene Ontology annotation, molecular function: microtubule binding; actin binding. The transcript has 9 exons.